UUACUUACAUAAAACACUCGCGUGUACACACAUGCGCAGACAUGCCUAACCUUCAAUACAUAUUUUUUCCAUUAAGGUACAUAUGUAAUAUUUGAAAUAAAUGAACAAUAUGGGUAUACAUAUUUAACGAUCGAUAAACAAUCAAAUUAUUCCUUCAAAUUAUACUCGGAAAAUAUUUUCAUGUGUUACAAGUGAAUAUAGUUUACAAGUGAAAAUAAAAGAUAAAGUCAUAAAGAAUUAAUGUAUAAAAUUAAUAAUUGACAAGAGAAGAAAAAAUAUUUUAAUUUCGGUGAAAGCUAAAAAAUAAAAAAGUAAAACCAAAGAACGCAAUAAUGAGUGUUUGGUACGCAAUUAAUUAAUUUAAUCAAACGCCAUCUCGUGCUACGUAAAGGUAUCAUUUAAAAUCAGUAGUUUUCCAGUUCUGUUUCGGCAUUCGCUUAAAACGUAAUCAAGUACACCAAGAAUUGUGACGGAUUACGAUCCAUCACGAUAGUCAGAAAUAGGCAAGAGGAGCAAAGAGGACACGUAAAAGAUGGCGGAAGCCGUUGUAGACGGGGCAAUGUCCCGAUUUUUUUGUCACAAAUGCAGUAUCGAAAUUGAACGUUUAUUACCUGAUUACACAUGCCCAAGAUGCUCAAGUGGUUUCAUAGAGGAAUUGGAAAGUGAUAGCAGUGAUAGUGGAUCUGGAAUGCACAUCAAUAGUGACAUAGAUGAUCUUUGGGAACGCUAUGCAGAUGUUCCUCUGAGGGGAGAAUAUGAAAUGGAAUUUUCCAAUCAGUUUGAAACACCAGUUAGUUCUAGCAGAAAUAAUGGUCCUGCUGGUAGAAGACGAGUUCAUUGGUCACGUAAUGCCCAAGAUACACGUCGCUCUAAUAGUCGUGGAAGACAGGAAGUAGUUCCUGUGUCUGUAGAGAACUUCAUACAAGAUUUUAUACUUAAUCUCUCAGAAGGGGUAGCACAAGCUGCACAACUACCUGUAUUCAAUAUUAGACUGUUCUUGGGAAAUCCUGGAGAUUAUGUUUGGGGUCAAGAUGGCUUAGAUGCAAUUGUAACACAAUUAUUAAAUCAAAUUGAUGGAACUGGACCACCUCCUUUACCAAGAAAACAAAUUGAUGAAAUACCAACUGUAACUGUGAAUCAAUAUCAUGUUGAUAGUAAACUUCAAUGUUCCGUUUGUUGGGAAGAUUUCAAACUUUCUGAACCAGUUAAGCAACUUCCUUGUUUACAUCUAUAUCAUGCACCAUGCAUUGUACCAUGGUUAGAAUUGCAUGGUACUUGCCCUAUUUGUAGACAGCAUUUGGGAAGUCAGAAUUCAACCGAAGUACAUCAGGAUAAUACCGUAGGACGUAGCUUAGUCGCUCUCUUUAGAGCAACCAAUGAAUCGAACAAUACUAGAACAUCAUCAACUUCAUCCUCGAGUGGUAAUAAUUCCAGUAGUAACUCGUCGAGUGAGAUUUGAGAUUGAUUAUCACGACUUAUUAUUUUCUCUAUCUAGCAGGACACACAAAUAUACACACACAACACGCAUCUAUUUUUCACUUUUUUCAAAUUUGUUUUCUGGCACUGUUCAUUUGAGCGAUGCUCAUAUAUACUUCAUCAAUAUUGUAUCUCGAUACUAAUAUAAAUUUCAAGCUUUAUACUUUAAUCCAUGAUGUAAUAUGAAUCACACAAAAAAUAAUGCAGUAUCAAAUUACAACUUGCAUGUGUUGCUUUGCUUGAAUUAUAAUGAAAUAUGAAUAUUAAAAGUUAAAGAAAGACGUGCGUAUUUAUAGUUGAAAUAAUCCUUAUUGCUAUAUAUAUGUAUAUAUUUAUUUAUGCGCGCGCCCAGACAUAAUUUUAUAAUUUGCAAAAACAUGCAAUUCAUGGAAUUUUCUAAACAAACUUGUCCAAAAUUUAUAUAAGAAGAGAAUGUAUGUUUCUUUAUAAAAAUUUAAAUUUGGAUGUUUAAUAAAUUUAACAUAACACAAUGAUGUUUACAAAAAGAAAAAAAAAUACACUGUAACAUAAUUUAAGCGUAGGAAGUGUGUUAUACAUAAAAAUAAUAGAACAAAUAUUAGUGGUUUUAAUUAUGUACAGUUUAACUGAACAUUUAUGCACGUGAUUAGAGUAUCAAAUUUCUACUCAG
Apis laboriosa (Himalayan honeybee) is the source of this 2125-nucleotide messenger RNA. It is a transcript of the gene Iru, whose product is annotated as E3 ubiquitin-protein ligase RNF126. Gene Ontology annotation, molecular function: ubiquitin protein ligase activity. The transcript has 9 exons. The record is from RefSeq and is a predicted model, not a curated record. Bases 533 to 1459 code for a protein of 308 amino acids. NCBI's taxonomy places the organism in Eukaryota, Metazoa, Arthropoda, Insecta, Hymenoptera, Apidae.